AUGGAGAUCAUCAAGAGCAUCCUUCGCUUCGUGCAGCUGCUAUGGGUGAUUCUCAUCACAGCGCUGAUCGGCAACGUGAUUGCCAGCAACCACUACGGCCAUGAGUCGUCUAUCAACUACUCGCUCUUCGCUGUCUGCAUGGCGUGGCUGGCGCUGAUCUUCGGUCUCGCCACCAGUCUGACGGGCGGCUCGUUCAGUGACGGCAUCUUCGGAUACGUGGCACUUGCGCUGGACGCGCUGGCCACGCUCUUCACCUUCAUCGCCGGCAUCGUGCUCGCGGCCAAGCUCAAGGCGGUCGAUUGUGGCGGUGACCUAUCGCGGCGCCACAGCAGCUGGAUCGGCUUCGGCAGCUCCAACGACGAGAAGCGCUGCCGCGAGAUCCAGGCCAGCACCGCCUUUUUCUGGUUCCUGGCCGCCACCCUGGCCGUGUCGCUGGCCAUGUCGGUCAUGGGGGGCAUGGGGCGCCGCAUUGGCGGCUCGUCCGGCGGCUCCAGCGCGCCGCACAUGUCGCAGGUGCGCGUGUAA
Molecule: messenger RNA, 525 nt
Organism: Grosmannia clavigera kw1407
Lineage: Eukaryota; Fungi; Ascomycota; Sordariomycetes; Ophiostomatales; Ophiostomataceae
Exons: 1
Coding region: 1-525 (174 amino acids)
Biological process (GO): protein localization to plasma membrane; eisosome assembly
Cellular component (GO): eisosome; plasma membrane
Source: RefSeq, a predicted model, not a curated record